AUGGCUGCCUCCGUGGAGCAUACGUGACUGCUGUUUGGAAUUGAUUUAAGUUGUUCUGUCUCUUCUAAACUAAUUUUCCAGCUGAAGAAAUAUAUCAUCAGCGAAAAGCUGCGGAAAUUGGAGAUCCCUAAAAAGUGGCCACAGCAAGGUUAGCCAAAGUGUAUUUGAAAAGAUUUGUACCUAAUGGCUUCUUUCAAACCAACACGAAUUCCAUCAUACCCCAAGCUUGGAGAGAAGGUCACCCAAGACACAUUAUACUGGAAAAAUUAUAAGACUCCCAUCCAGAUUAAGGAAUUUGGAGCAGUCACUACAAUAGACUUUUCUCCUCUGUCCCCAUACAAUUGUGCAGUCACUGCAUCAACAAGGAUCCACAUAUACGGGCCCUACUCUCAGGAGCCUGUGAAAACCUUCACGCGUUUCAAAGACACAGCCUACAGUGGCACGUUCCGCUCAGAUGGGCAGCUUCUGGUGGCAGGAAGCGAGGACUCCGUGGUGCGGCUGUUCGACGUCAGUGGCAGAGUGGCGCUCAGGCAGUUCUGCGGGCACUCCAAGGCAGUACAUGUCACAAACUUCACAUCAGAUCGGUUCCGGAUAUUUUCGGGGUCUGAUGACUACACAUGUAGGCUGUGGGACAUCCCAAAUUCAGUUGAACUCGUCACGUAUAGUGAACACACUGAUUACGUGCGCUGUGGGACCACAAGCAAGUUGAACCCUGACCUUUUUGUCACAGGCUCUUAUGACCACACCAUAAAGGUGUUUGAUGCACGGACAGACAAGAGCGUGAUGACCAUGGAUCACAGCCAGCCCGUCGAGAGUGUCCUGCUGUUUCCGUCUGAGGGACUUCUGGUGUCAGCAGGUGGGCGGUACGUGAAGGUGUGGGACCUGCUGAAAGGGGGCCAGGCACUGGUGUCCCUGAAGAACCACCACAAGACGGUGACCAGCCUGUGCCUGAGCAGCUCUGGGCAGAGACUGCUAUCAGGGUCUCUGGACAGACAUGUGAAGGUUUACAACACAACAACCUACAAAGUGGUUCACAACUUCGACUAUGCUGCCUCCAUUCUGAGCGUCGCUCUGGCUCCUGAAGAUGCAGUUCUGGUGGUCGGAAUGACAAACGGGAUCCUGAGUGUGAAACACAGGAAGUCUCCAGAGGAGAAGACGGAGGCCCUCAGUAAAAGGAGGCGGCCAGCGUACCGCGUCUUCGUCAAGGGGCGGAACUACGCGCCGAAACAGGAUGAUUUCUUGGUCAGCAAACCAGUCAAAACGCAUUUGAAAAAGUACGACAAGCAGCUGAAGGGAUUCCAGGUCUCUAAAGCUCUGGACACGGUCCUGGAGCCCUGGAUCAGAAUGAAGACCCCUGAGGUGACCGUGGCAGUGAUGCAGGAGCUGAACCGCAGAGGGACCCUGAAAAACGCCCUGGCCGGCCGCGACGAGAAGGGCCUCAGCGUGCUGCUAAGCUUCCUCAUUAGCAAUGUUGUUGAUCCCAGAUUUGCUCCAGUUCUAGUGAAUGUUGCUGAGAUGAUUUUGGACAUCUACACGCAGGUGGUGGGGCAGUCCCCAGUAGUGGACAAGCAGAUCAUCAAGCUGCAGGAGCUGAUUGAGAGGGAGAUCGACCUUCAGCAGGAGCUGGUGGAGGUGCUGGGCAUGCUGGACACCCUCUUCGCCACCAUGACAACCAAAAAAGAGGUCGCCGCCCCAGAGGGCAGAGCCAAUGGGGUGCCGGCGACUGGGGCACAGGGCCAGAGCCUACAGGCUUCCUGAUGCCUCCUGCUGACUGCUUUCCAGGCCUGGCGCGGCUCCUGUAUGGCAUCUGGAAACUCAUUGGAGAAGGCAGCUGCUAGCUAGGGCACAGAGGAAAAUUCCGGAAGUGUGCGUGUAAAUAUCCCCACCACAAAAGUGUACAGUCAAGUGACCAGGAAAGUAUCCACCUUUCAUGUGAUCAUUGGGUACAUGCUGGGACCUUUGCACUUGGUGGUAUUUUGGGGAAAAAAGACUGCCUCUAAGAAACAUCAGCAUUUGUUUAAUAACAAAAGGAGGCAACAUUGAAGAGAUGCCUCAGAUACACAUCCAUAUGUUCUUUAGAAAGAAUGUGUGGACAGGAACAAAAAAGUCCCACUUUUUGUCAAAACAUACAGAAAAAUAAUGAGUUUAGUAGGAAUGUCAGUAAAAUGUGUUAGACUGCGACAGGCUGUUUUCACUGUUUUAAUUGUAUAUAUUCUAGUGUGUUCUGUUUUUGGCCUUUUCAAAUCCCUGCAAUGGAAAAUGCCUGAUAGGUAUAAACUUUACAUUUUAGAUACUCCUUUUUAAGCAUCAAGACUGAGCUUCUAAAGAUUAUGUUGGAAGACUAGGUUUGCAUAACAGAGUACA
Molecule: messenger RNA, 2364 nt
Organism: Megalops cyprinoides (Indo-Pacific tarpon)
Lineage: Eukaryota; Metazoa; Chordata; Actinopteri; Elopiformes; Megalopidae
Gene: utp15
Product: UTP15 small subunit processome component
Exons: 13
Coding region: 184-1758 (524 amino acids)
Biological process (GO): positive regulation of transcription by RNA polymerase I; rRNA processing
Cellular component (GO): nucleolus
Molecular function (GO): protein binding
Source: RefSeq, a predicted model, not a curated record